Pocillopora meandrina is the source of this 1357-nucleotide messenger RNA. The record is from the annotation of a GenBank genome assembly. NCBI's taxonomy places the organism in Eukaryota, Metazoa, Cnidaria, Anthozoa, Scleractinia, Pocilloporidae.
ACUGCUAUUGUCUGUUUGUUGGUUCAUGUGGAAUUUGGCGAGUCAAACACACGCAAAGAUAGGAACAUUUAUUCGGCUCUCUGUCGAACGUCUCUUCUUACAACUAGUGGCUGUCUUCUGAAGAUUCAAAGUUGCUCAGCUGGUGCGACUACGUGUAAAGUAAAAGUUCGUGGUACUCUUACGACAGAUCCGGCAACGAGUGAGUGAGGAGCGACACCAGCAAAAUCUUUGAUAUGCUUAAAUAUUUUAGACUUUAAACCGCCUAAAAAAUUCAAGCUAAAGCAUAUUUUGAAAGCAUGGUUAGAAAAAAAAACCUCUUAAGUUUAAAAGAAGGAUUAAAUUUAAUAUGAAAUUUGUCAGGGAGUGGGUGGUCAUCUGGUAACUUACAGAAUCGUAAAUCCCAAAUAGUUGUAAUGGACAAUAAACAACCUCACAUUGAACGUAAUAUAUUAAAUGCAUGUAAAGCUGUUUUUCUAAUCAAAGUUGUUAUUUCUUUUUUAGGAUUUACCAUUGUUACUGUUACGGCACAAGAUGGAACAGUAGGAAAGUGCAUUGAAUUCACCACAGCUAGCCAAGUUAAAUAUGCGUUGAAGGUCGACACUACGACUAAUAUAAUUUUUGAGGUGAGUAGAUACUACGUGGCUGACACAAGACAGAGCUGACGCUGUAGAUCUGUGUAACCCGUUAUAGUAAAACUGACUCUGAAACACAGAAAAGCUGUUUGUACGGAAUAAACAAGCUUAAUUGGCAGACUUUGGAAAUGUUUGCUCUUUUUUCCAUAUUUAUGCUCAUAUCUGAAUAAAACUAUAGCUUAAUUGAUCAGAUAGUCAUUUAGCGAAGAGGCGUGUUAUCUUUUUCACUUUACUCAAUUUUGCAAGCGAUUCUCCUGCUAAUGCUUCGGUGGAAAUCCUCUUCUGGGUUAUAGGUGGAGUUUUUUUAGUUGUCCUCUUAGUAGAAGACAUUUCAAUACAGAAACACUCACAUGUAGUACCCAAGUAGUUAAAAAAGUAAAUAAAAAUGUAACCUUUAGCCUCUUUAGCACGGAACUCCAAAAUUUGCAGCGAUCUCGUUCAGUCUCUGCUGGCCUAAGCAAAGAGGCAUGAAAUGCUGGUGCCUUUUUCACUAUUACGAAAUAUUGCCAUUGACUCUUAUUUGUUUUUUGCAUUUACAGAAACAGCACAAUGGGUGUGAUAACGGAAUCCCUGAUGACUUCAUUUUCAAAGAAGCGCGAAAAAUCCCUCGCCAUUUCACAUAUACACACAAUGCGAAGUGUCUUGGUACAAACAUUGGUGGCGCCUUGUCCUUAAUGAAUAUUAAUGAUAAAAGAUGUAGGUACCGUCUUUUUAAGUGGACUUGA